AUGAGAAAGUGGUUUCCAAAAGAUAAUGAAGAAAAGACAGUGAUAGCACAUCAUUUUGAACAAAUAUCCGGUUUUCCUGGAGUAUUAGGUUGCAUCGGAAGCACCUACAUUCCUAUUCGAGCACCAGCGAAUAAAAAUAAAUCUAGCUAUGUUAAUCACCAGCAACAAAUUUCUAUAACGUUACAAGGCAUCUGCGAUGCAAAUGGAGUAUUUUUGGAUGUUUUCACUGGCCCACCAAGCAGAAUUCAUGAUGCCAGUGUCUACAGGCUUUCUUUUGUCUACCAAAGACUGCCUGAACUUUGUUCGGGUGAUGUUCACCUGAUUGGCGAUGAAACCUACCCGUUAUUUGAUCACAUGCUAGUACCUUACCGGGAGCCAAACGAUCAAACAAGCAUAAACUAUAACAGCGCUUUGCAACUAUCUCGACAACCAGUAGAAAAAUCUUUCCUCUUGGGAUGGGACUGCCAUCUAGGAUCUAGCGAUAAAUGA
Molecule: messenger RNA, 489 nt
Organism: Daphnia magna
Lineage: Eukaryota; Metazoa; Arthropoda; Branchiopoda; Diplostraca; Daphniidae
Product: putative nuclease HARBI1
Exons: 3
Coding region: 1-489 (162 amino acids)
Source: RefSeq, a predicted model, not a curated record